AUGUCCGCCAUUCAUCCCACAGCGCCCUCAUCCGGGGGACGCGACGUCAAGCCCAGCUGCGGCGAUCAGUGGACGAUCAAGCAGUAUGAAGAAGUCAUCAACAGCUUCCUUCGCGAAAUUUCCUUCACCCCGCCUCACGGAGGUCCCGAUCUGGACUUGGUGAGCGCGGUCAGGAACCGCAUGGAGUCCCAGGGCGUGUCUCCCGCCACCCUCGCCGUAGUCAGACAGUGCAUCGAGACGGGCGCAAGGAUCAGCUCGAAGACGUAUUCCUAUCUCUCACCCGCCAUGCAGGAGAUCAUUGCGACGUAUGCUGCGUACGUCAUCAGCAUUGACGACUUGACGGCCGAAAUCACGAGCGACCUGGAGUCGUAUACCGCUGCGUUGAUGUGCGGCAAGAUGCAGCGGCAUACGUUGCUUCAGGGGUUCACGAACCACUUGUCUGACCAGUGUGAGAUAUUCGGGCCUUUUGGUGGCGACAUGAUUGUGAAGGGUAGCUUGGAAUUUCUCUCGUCAGCAGUGGUGGAGACUCGAGAAACUGAACCCAUGUUUCUGCCAGAGGGAGCCUCGGACUACCUGGUAUACUUCAGGGCCAAAACUGGCGUCGCGGAGCCGUUUGCCUUCUUUUGCUUUCCCGAGGAUGUUUACCCGGAGGCGACUUGCUUGGAAACGUACUCGAAGGCGAUCCCAAGCAUCAUGCUCAUCUUGGGCUACGUCAACGAUGUCUUUUCCUUCUACAAAGAGGAGGCAAGUCCCGGUGACGCCGCCGGGUUCAUUCGCAGCUACUCAAAGUUUUACAACAUCAGCUUGAUCCAGUCGCUGCGCCGCAUCACCAACGAGACGCUCAGAGUGGUGCAGCAGCUGAGGGACAUUUGCGUGGGCCAUGGUCGGCUCUCGGAACACAUGGAGAGGUUUGUUCAGGGGUAUAUUUGGUAUCAUCUGACGUCUAGCCGUUACAAACUGUCCGAACUCGACAUUUUGACUUUGCAAGUCAAACGGCAUUGA
Molecule: messenger RNA, 1002 nt
Organism: Purpureocillium takamizusanense
Lineage: Eukaryota; Fungi; Ascomycota; Sordariomycetes; Hypocreales; Ophiocordycipitaceae
Exons: 1
Coding region: 1-1002 (333 amino acids)
Molecular function (GO): carbon-oxygen lyase activity, acting on phosphates
Source: RefSeq, a predicted model, not a curated record